This is a messenger RNA of Scatophagus argus, 489 nucleotides long. RefSeq names its product myosin phosphatase Rho-interacting protein-like. The record is from RefSeq and is a predicted model, not a curated record. Lineage: Eukaryota; Metazoa; Chordata; Actinopteri; Scatophagidae. Bases 23 to 373 code for a protein of 116 amino acids. The transcript is spliced from 4 exons.
UCUGCGGGCGAGGGAGGCAGAAAUGCAGUUUCUCAGACAGGAAGCUUGUUCACUCAAGGAAGAGUUGAAAAUUGUGCGAAUGGACAAAAUAUAUGCCCAGAACAAGCUCAAGGCCCUCUGCACCAACAACCAGGACGAACCCCAUCAUGAAGCCAACCAACUCCGCGAAGAUUUCAAGUUUGCCACUUGGUCUCCAAGCAGAUACUCUUCAGGACAGAGCCUUGACGACAGUGAGACAAAAACAAAUAAUUCUGCUUUUUUGAAAAAGAGAGAAAAAUCAUCCCUUACCUGUCAGAUCAGAGGAGUUCGAUCCAAGAGUUUAAAAGAAGGCCUGUCUGUCCAAGAAAGAAUGAAGCUGUUUGAGUCAUUCUGAUCCAGACUGGAUGAGAAGGUGCAAUCUGCAUUUCAGACUAAAACUGCUGUUUGCUCAGUGCAGUUUGAUGACAGAGGAUGCGAUUUUGUUUAUUACAAUAUGUGUAACUUUUGCCA